This is a messenger RNA of Phasianus colchicus (ring-necked pheasant), 4165 nucleotides long. The record is from RefSeq and is a predicted model, not a curated record. Lineage: Eukaryota; Metazoa; Chordata; Aves; Galliformes; Phasianidae.
CCCAGGGGCGAGGCCCCGCGGCUGCUCCCGGUGAGCGGCGCCGCCCCUCAGCCCCCGCCUCAGCCCCGCGGACUUGCGCGCUCGGCGGCGGCGGCCGUGGAGCCCGGCGUUGCAUCGUCUUUGUGCAUCAAUGAAGAGUCCAAGUAUGGCUUUGUUCAAGCAACAGAAGGUGGAGGACGUUUACGAGAUUGGGGAAGAACUAGGAAGUGGCCAAUUUGCUAUUGUGAAGAAAUGUAGAGAAAUAAGCACCGGUUUGGAGUAUGCUGCUAAGUUCAUUAAAAAGCGUCAGAGUCGGGCCAGCCGUCGUGGGGUGAGGCGUGAGGAAAUAGAACGGGAGGUGGACAUUCUGCAGCAGACCCUACAUGCCAACAUCAUCAAGCUUCACGACAUCUAUGAGAACAAGACGGAUGUGGUUCUCAUCCUUGAGCUGGUGUCUGGAGGAGAACUUUUUGACUUCCUGGCACAGAAGGAAUCUUUGAGUGAGGAGGAAGCAACCAGAUUCAUCAAGCAGAUUUUGGAUGGUGUGAAUUACCUUCACUCUAAGAAAAUUGCUCACUUUGAUUUAAAGCCUGAAAACAUUAUGCUUCUCGACAAGAAUAUUCCUAUUCCACACAUCAAACUCAUUGAUUUUGGCCUGGCUCACAAAAUAGAAGAUGGAGUUGAAUUUAAAAACAUUUUUGGAACUCCAGAAUUUGUAGCUCCAGAAAUAGUGAACUAUGAACCACUGGGGCUGGCUGCAGAUAUGUGGAGCAUAGGAGUCAUCACCUACAUACUGCUUAGUGGUGCAUCACCUUUCCUUGGAGAAACUAAACAAGAAACGCUCGCUAACAUCACAGCUGUGAAUUAUGAAUUCGACGAAGAGUUUUUCAGCAAUACCAGUGACCUGGCAAAAGAUUUUAUUCGGAAACUCCUGGUGAAAGAUACACGGAAACGUCUUACAAUUCAGGAAGCUCUGUCUCAUCCGUGGAUAACGCCAUUGGACAAGCAGCAAGCUUUGGUACGGCGAGAAUCUGUUGUUAACAUGGAAAGCUUCAAAAGGCAGUAUGCCAGAAGGCGGUGGAAGCUUUCUUACAGCAUUGUCUCCUUAUGCAACCACUUAUCUCGUUCUCUGGUGAAAAAGGUUCUAAUUCAGGAUGAAUGUUUGAGAAACUGUGAAAGUGAAAGUGACAGCGAGGAUCUUCUGCAGAGAGAAGCUGCUCAUCAGAGGAAAAGCAGUAUAUCCUAGUGCAAUGAGAAUUCUACAGGCAAGAAACAGAGUAAACUUUCAUCCAUUCUGAAAAAAGCAGCUCUGACAGCAGCCCUUGCCUCACCGUCUGGAUCCUUGGAAUGAUGCUUCUUACUUCUGAAAUGACACCGACAGCUGGAUAAUGUUAUUCAUUGUCUUCUGAGCAUUUUAGAAAAUUGAUGAUCCAGAUUUCCAGGGAAGUGCCACAGCACAGGCUCUACUGGAGUGCUUUUAUAUUUUGAGCUUUCUGUUGAUAUUUCAGUCUUUCUGAUAUCAACUUUACUCAGGAUGCGGGCUUUCUACUUGAUGUACUUUUACUGCAGAAUCGUUCACAUUCUGCACAGUGAUUAAAUUUGUGUGUAUUAUUUCAGUCAGGGAAAUUGUUAUCGAGUCUUAAAGAAUUUUCUUAUGAUUUUUGUAUUUGUUAAUAGCAUAAAUAUUUGAUAGCAGGUAUGGCAGCUAUUGAUUGCUGUGGGCAGUACUCGCUCUGCUAUUGCUGUCGUUGAAGAGAGAACCAUUGUGCCACUGCACUCCAUAACUUUGCCUUCACAAACCUGGCAGUCAGCAAUUCUCUAUUCCAAUAAGAAUUGUUCUGAAGCCAUCAUCUGGCUGAUUGAAAGAGGACUAACACAGCUGCCACGGAUAAUGAGCACAGCCAAAAAAAAAAAAAAAAAUCUGUACUGGCUUGGAGGUUGUUGUACACCAAGUAAAACAUUUUUACAGAGUGAUGGUGGGAUGCUUCACCAAAACAGGGCACUUAGAAAAGCCCUAAGGAACGGCCAAAAUAGUCUUUAUUAGACUUUUUAAUUAUUUUAAUUUGUUAGCAAAUUGGAGAUUCAUUAACACCUAGUUACAUAGGUGUCGUUUACACAUAACCCAAACUGUAUAUGUUUGGGUUUUAUUCAAAGAGUUUGCAUUGAAAAUUGAGCGAAGAAGCACUUUAAUUUAGCUCCUUUCUGCUAGUAAGUUGCAUCAUUUUAUCUACGUUAGUUUAUAUCAAAUAUGCUAGUAUUAUUCAGUUGGUACCAAAAAAUGUGCACUGAUGAGGCUGUUUUUUUGUUGGAAUAUACUAGUUAUUAAAAAUCCAUAUUUACUUUGCCUUUAAUAUGUAAACUAAAAAUUGCAAAACAAGCUUUCUAGAAAAAGCUGUAGAUUGAUAGGGAAGCCAAUUUUGUUUGGUUUUAUGGUGGUCACAUCCGGGUUCAGGUUUUAGAGCUGAAGGUGGAAACCAGUGUUGAAAACUGGUAUUGGGUUAAUUUUGCCUGUCUUUCAGUUUCUUAGGAAGAAGGAAAAUUAUGCUACUUGUAUUUAUAUUUUUGUAUACUUGCUUAGGUAGAGGCUGAAAGGCAGUUGACAAGAAAGUACUUGUGUGAAAGGAUGGAAAUGUGCAAGAAGCAUUGCAGAAGAGAGGCAGAAGGUAGGAUCUGAGGGAAGAACAGUAAUGUAAAUUGAAGGAAGUAGAGAAGGGGCAAAAGCAGUGGGAAGGAAAUAGGUAAAGGAGAAGGUGUGCAGGGAAUUGGUGUGCAGGGAGGUGUGAACUGGGAUUGAGAAGGUUGAAAGAAGGGAAGGAGAAAGUAGGUAGAGGAAUUUGGGUAUUUUUGUUUGAUUGGUAUUUGUUUGUUUGUUUCCCCCAUCUCCACUGAAGAUGAGGUCAUUUUGGUGAAAAAAGGGAGUGUGAGAUCUGUGCAGCUCCAGAAUCUUUGGCCAUCUUUUUUUUUCCUUUUUUCCCAAUAGUUUUGGUUGUUCUGAUAAACUGUACCUCCCUGCAGGCAGCUGGAUGAUAGAAGUUUCAGAUGGAUCAUCAGCCAGCCUGAUAUUUUUAUGAACUCUAUUUUAAAUUGAGUGCUGUGGCAGUUUAACACGAGUUGAGGACCAGCUCUAUUGCUGCUACCAUGUUUUUUCUCCCCCUUAGCAAAUUUGAGUGGCUCUUUGCACCCCACGUAAGACUGAACCCACCCUUUCCUGUUCCCAGGCUUGGAGGUGUGAUGUUUUUUAGUGAUUGUGUUAUCACUUUGUCAAACUGGGGUUAUCUCAGUAGUUCUCUCCACCAACCCAUACCCCAGAUUAAGCAUUAGAAAAUGCAUUAAACAAACAAGGAGUCGUCAUAGGACAUUGAGCUGUUGUACGUCUGUUGUUUUUUGUUUGUUUUCUUUUCCUUCCAAAUUAAUUCUCUUUGAUCAUUUGAGCUUUGAGACAUUUUUCAGUGAAGUCAACACAUUGCAGCAUGACCUGGUUUGUUGGCAGCCACUCCUGUCCUGUUUCAGCAUCAGCACGGCUGAGCACAGAGUGCUGGGUUUGGAUUAUGCAGCAACAUUAACUGUGGAACAGUGUUCCUACCAUUUUUUUGUUUGUUUUCUUGUUUUCAACACACUUCUACAAUGCUAAAUGAUCUUUUAAGUAGGCUAAAGUUUUUUUUUUUUUUUUUAAUUUAGGUCAUUUGUUGUGUGUUUCAGUGUUUUGGAAAUCUGGUCUUGUAUUCAUUUCUGUGAAGCACUUGAUGAUAUGUCCUUGAAAUUACUCUGAGCUGCGUGUAUUAUUCGCAGAGCUUUCAGAGUUCCAGAACUCUUCAUGCCUUCUGAAAUCCUGGCCUGAAUCCCUUUUUCUGUUGAGGUAACCGGACGCAGGUUGCUGGACUUAAAAUUCUUUUGCACUGUGAACCAAUAUCACAGGGACUGGUUGAAGCAUCUGUUAGGCUUCCAUGUAGUAUGUUGUAUUUUAGCAGACUGAGAAGAACAAGCUGCUUCUUCAGUGGAGCAGUUCCAAUGUUUAAACCUUGGUUUUCAUAAAUUAUGUGGUCUAGUUAAAUGUUUUACAUGCUCUCCUUGACAUUGUGUGAUUGAAUGGAACGGGCUCUAUACUUGUUGUCAUAUUUAUACUUCACUUUUUUUGUGAUGUUUUUUUGUAAUUGUGACAAUUAUACUUGUUGUAAUUUGAGCUUAA